GAAAAAGUUUGAACGAAACGGACGGAACGCAGCUGACGCAUUUGGAAAAAAGUGCUAACUAUCCCUUGUUUUAUUUUGCCGGCAUUUUGGCAGCAGUGACCAAAAAAACCAAAUAGAAGUGACCAAAAAACUAAAAAUAAAAGGAAAAACCGGUUGCAAAACACGUAAUUUUAUUUUCGCCGUUUGUCUAUUGCCGAUCCAGCAACAGCCCCACCAAGUUUGGGCUCAAGGACGUAGCGCUAUCGUAUCGGAUUGAAGGAGCAGGAGAACUAGGAGCACGAAACAGGAGCAGGAGCAUGUCGGAGCGCAGGAGUCAUACACAGAUGGCGCCGCCACCACCGCCCCCCAAGCCAAAUAAAUCGCAGACAGCGGCAAAUGGAAAUGGAAAUGGCAACGGUAACGGAAUCCUGCCGAAUGGCAAUAACAGCUACACAAAAAUUGUCGCAGGCCAAGACCAGGAACCGGGCAAACUGACUCAGAACUCUGGCGGCAACCAGAGAAGCCAGUCGCCACCACGGACAGAGCAGGUCGUGAUGACACCCAGAGGCAAGACCGCCAACAGUACGGUGAUCCUCAUCGAAAGGAAGCUAAUUGAUGAGAUCAAUGAUCGGGUUCAUGUGGCCGGCGGCGAUCACACUGGAAUCAUUAUCAAUAAGGACACAGUUGCGGGCCAAAAGAGUGGCACCAAGGCGGCAGCAUUGUCCUUAGAGUUUCGAGUCUUUCUGGUCAGCGCCAAUACGGGCAAACAUUCGCAGGAGUCACGAACACUGAGAUUCUGGUUCCGCGAUUGGCUGACCAACGAUGAGAAGCAGGCACACAUUGCUCAGGACUUUUUCAAAGAGCUUGUGAGUCCGCAGGACUUUCCCAGAGACUAUGUGGGUUUUAUCAAGAAGAUCAUGAAGCUGAUGCAGCAUGGCUAUUCGGAGAUCCAGUCUAUUGAAAUUGAGCUACGCAUCCUGGAGGAGACCUCGGCACCCCCCUCGCGACCACCCCGGGAUGGUUACAUUAUCUACUGCUAUGGCGACUGCAACCGGAAGUUCGAGGAGGCGCUAAUGGCGCAGCGGAAGACAGUUUCCCUGGAAGAAUCCCAGUUCGAAUCUCCGCCAUUGACACAGGAGAAGGUGCUGGAGCUCAUCGAACAGGCCUAUCCCAAUCCCGUUUCGCCCGAGGAUCUGGCCAAGGACUAUGGCUGGAGCGAGCAGGAUGUCCUGCUGGUGAUCCAAUCGCUGCAGGAGCGUGGCCUGAUCAAAUCAAUGGAAUACAAUGCGUACACCCGCAUCCACCACGAGGACAAGGAGAUCAAGGUGGUCAAGCAGAUGCCCACGAUUGCCUCCAACAAGCAACCCACCAUUGCCAUCAUAACGGCUCAGUAUUGCGAGAAGCUGGCCGUGGAUGCGAUGCUCGAGAACAAAGAGACGUUUGUUCGAUACACAACAGUCGAUUCCGAUCCCAAUCUAACGAACUCACUAAGAAAGUCCAAAAAGAAACGAAGAUUCGGCGAAUCGAACGUUUACACUUUGGGCAACAUUGGGGCCCACAGGAUUGUGAGCACCAAGCUGCCAUCGGUGGGCAGCACACGGGAGGCAAUGACAGCAACGGGCAACACCACAACCCGUCUGCUGGGCACAUUCCAAAAGGUGGACUUUGUUUUCAUUGUGGGCGUGGCCGGCGGCGUGCCGCACUACACGGAUUACAAAAAGCAUGUGCGACUAGGCGAUGUAGUGAUCUCGUAUGUGGACAAGCAGCGGGCAUUGAUUAGCAAUAGCAAGGAGAAGCCUUACGUUUACGUUUACAAGAGCGGCGAGGAUGUAAAGACCUAUUUCCCCAUCAACGAUUCACUGCAACUGAUUGCCGAGAGCCUGCAGGCCAACAUGCUGGUGAAGCGGCCUUGGGAGACCUACUUGAGCCAGGCCCAACAGACGCUCGCCCAGAAAACAGAGAGCGACUUCAAUCGGCCGGACGCCAGGACGGACAAGCUGUUCAUGAAUAUUGGCAACAAUGAGGUGAUCGAGGUGGCCCAUCCCAUAGCGGCGGAUGAAGUGGACGGUGUACCACGAUUGCGCCUACACCUGGGCCCCAUUGGCUCCGGCAGGGAUCUGGUACGCAGCGAUGAGCUGCGCACCGAUUUUGCCCGAAAGUAUGGCCUGCUGGCCACCGAUGUGGAAAUGAGCAGUGUGCUCGACAGCAUCAUCGGUAACUGCAGGGAGAGCUUCAUUCUGGUUAAGGGCAUUGCUGACUACAAGGACGGCAUGUCCACCCGGAAGUGGCAGAAUUUUGCGGCUCUGUCGGCGGCCUCCGUUGUCAAGUCGGUCAUCUGUGGCAUGGAUGCGCCCACGAAUGUGUAGGCAGAGGGAUCAAGAGACGAUCUCUGCCUUUUUUUUCCUAGCAUUUGAUUUUAUGUCCUUGAUUUAUCUAAAACCCCUAACCUGCAGAUGUCUGUCGAGGAGGAGGAUGAGGCGGAGCAGUGGGGGCUAGGGUCUUGGGGAGGCCAUUCUUCGUAAACCAAAAUGUGCAGGGUUUAAUAUGGCCAAGGGUUUCGGGCAGGCUAUAAACGAGAUUCAAAGUAAAGGUUGAGAGUUGAGUCUUCACCAUUUCGGAACCUUUUGGAAAUAUAAAACGUGCACUAAACUUCAGCAAACUUGAUGUACAUACAAACAUAUAUAUUGUAUUUUCGCGUAUUAUUGUAUUUAAAAUGAUUUCUUGUUAUUUAUUUUGUUAUAACUUUUUUACUACAAACUAUUUCAUUUAAACACAAACACAUGACGUAUAUAUGUAGACCCAUAUACAACAGCAAAUAAAUAAAUAAAGCAACUAAGUUUGCAAAAACUAAA
Drosophila kikkawai is the source of this 2831-nucleotide messenger RNA. The record is from RefSeq and is a predicted model, not a curated record. Lineage: Eukaryota; Metazoa; Arthropoda; Insecta; Diptera; Drosophilidae.